This is a messenger RNA of Phytophthora infestans T30-4, 1577 nucleotides long. RefSeq names its product sporangia induced mitogen-activated protein kinase, putative. Bases 123 to 1493 code for a protein of 456 amino acids. Gene Ontology annotation, molecular function: MAP kinase activity; ATP binding. The transcript is spliced from 5 exons. The record is from RefSeq and is a predicted model, not a curated record. Gene Ontology annotation, cellular component: cytoplasm; nucleus. Gene Ontology annotation, biological process: intracellular signal transduction; protein phosphorylation. NCBI's taxonomy places the organism in Eukaryota, Oomycota, Peronosporomycetes, Peronosporales, Peronosporaceae.
AAAGAUUAGAUCCUUCAUCGACUGUGUGAGCCGCAGCCAAGAGUCUCGUUGCAAGAACAGUGCUCAUUGAGCUUGCCAUCUCGACAGAUCGACGACAGCUCUGUCCACUACAUACCGACAGAAUGGCUAGCUACACGCCGACGGGGCCUUCCUCCUCUCCGCUUAAAUCAGUCGGCUUCCCGCCUCUCUCAUCCCGAAAUCUGUCGUCGAGAGGGCUGUCAGGAGGCGACAAACUCAGUGGUCCCUCGGAAACUUUAGCUUCUGUUGGUGACACAGUCAGCUCGACCCGUAACGCAAGCACCACGACUGCAGUUGCUGCUCCUCCCGCUCGGCCAGGGACGUACUCUUUCGUUGUAGCAGGAACAAACUUCCAAAUCGACGAAAAGUACAAAUUUGUCAAAGUCAUAGGUCGUGGUGCCUAUGGUGUUGUCAUUUCGGCCGAAAACACGGAAACAAACGAAAAAGUUGCCGUAAAGAAAAUCUCCCGGGCAUUCGAAGACCUCGUGGACGCCAAGCGUAUAUUACGCGAGAUUAAACUCUUACAGCACUUUGACCAUGAAAACGUGAUCACAAUUGUAGACUUGUUGCCACCGCCAUGCUUAACGCAGUUUGACGAUGUUUAUAUCAUCGCCGAUCUCAUGGAGACCGACUUGCACCGAAUUAUCUACUCGAGACAGCCGCUUACUGACGACCAUGUGCAGUAUUUCCUGUAUCAGAUCUUGAGAGCUCUCAAGUACAUUCACUCUGCCAAUGUCCUUCAUCGAGACUUAAAGCCGUCGAAUCUGUUGCUCAACUCGAAUUGCGACUUGAAAGUGUGCGACUUUGGCUUAUCGCGAGGUGUCACACCCGAGGAAGACAACAUGGAACUCACAGAGUACGUCGUCACACGUUGGUAUCGCGCGCCAGAGAUCAUGCUCUCGUCGAGAGAGUACACCAAGGCAAUUGACAUUUGGUCCACUGGAUGCAUUUUCGCUGAGCUACUCGGUCGUACGCCACUUUUCCCUGGUGACGACUAUAUCCACCAACUCCAAAUCAUUUGUGACAAGAUCGGAACUCCAUGUGAAGAGGAUCUGCAUUUUGUUGUGAGUGAACGAGCCAAACGCUUCAUGAAGAAUCAGCCAAUGAGACCUGGUGUUCCGUUUGCUAAACUCUAUCCGAAAGCUUCACCGGAAGCCAUGGACUUGCUGCAACGCAUGCUUGUGUUUGAUCCGGUAAAACGAAUCUCAGUGGAGGAAGCUCUGGAGCAUCCGUACUUGGCGUCACUGCACAAUUUGGAGGACGAACCUGUUGCAGACAGUUGCUUCAGCUUCGACUUUGAGAAAGAAGACCUGACCGAGUCUCGACUCAAGGAACUCAUCUUUGAGGAGAUCCUUAGAAUUCACCCGGAUGCACCACGCAGUCCCUUAAAAUCGUCUCCUGCAGGAAUAAACAGCCCUCCUCCCACUGAGCAAGUGCUUAGCCCAAGCACGACUCACUCGCACACACAGGACUGAUCCAUGACGAAUGCAUACCGUUAAGACACCAGCUCGAAGAAAGAGUGAUUAAUGCAAUUAACAAAAAUGCAAAAUGAACCUCAA